CUUAUCACCACGCAGUAGAGAAGAGCAACAUCAUGCCCUCGUUGCCGCCAGACCCCAACCGCGACAGGCGUCCUCAGACACGCCCCUCCAAGCCAUCCCUCGAGCCCUCGCCCGCCGUCGUCGCGACCACCUCCCCUCCCCGUCCACCGGGCAACCACCAGCCCCAUAUCCUCACUCGGCGCUUUCUCGGGCCCAUACCUGACCGUGUCACCAGCUCUGCUGAAGUAGAAGAAAGGCGGCGCGACUUUCUCGACCUGCGGCGAAAAGCCAUAGACAAAUGGAAAAAAGAGAUCAGGGAUGAUGAUGACUCGUUGGACAGUGUCGCCGACGCCCAGAGCGAGGACGGCAGGCUACGGCGAGCAGUGUCCAACAUUCGGAUCAAGAGGCGAAACAAGCAUGGAAUGGAGAUUGAAGAGGACCUCGACCUUGACGAGACGGGCACUCAGCUUGGCGGCAAGGCAAAAGUCGGGAAAGAGGUGUGGGUAGGGGAGAGUUUUGAUAUCGGGCAAGAGUUCAUGUCGACCGCUGCCGACACGCAUACUCCCGAGCUUGAUCAAGCUGAGCAAGGGAGCAGCCAAGCUUCAGCUUCUACUAUCAAACCCAAGCCCAUAUCCCGGCCCUCGACCACGUCUCGAGCGACAGGGGAGACGUUUGUGACAGCACGCACGGCGUUCUCACCAUCCCUGUCCUCUUUGGCUAUCGACACCCAAUCCACCAGCCAAAUCCCCAACCCUUCUCCUUCCCUACAUGAGUCUCAAAACGCACAGCUCCACUCUCCCCACACCCACCACUCCGCAUCGUCCUCGACUCAACCCCUCAUCGACUCUUCCAAACUCUUGGACUCGCCUCCAGGCUCGAGCAAGAAGGGCAAAGAGCCCACCCGUUCGGUACGCGCCAACACCUCGCUACCGAACAGGCUCAAAUCUGCUUUACGCUACUCGAAACCGAAUCUGCGCGGAUCGGCCUCUGCUGUCAUUGGACAUGACGAAGAGCAAGCAGAUCCGCGGGAGGGGCAGCAGAAAGCAAAGACUGUGCAGUUUCCAGCGGAUUAUGCGAGUGUGAUGCCGAGUUUGGCUAGGAGCGGGGACGGUGAGCCGGCAAAGCCCGAGCAUGUCUUGGAGAGGGAAGGCGCAGAGGCGGAGGGGACUAGUGCGGGGGCAGUAGAGGAGGCGCUGGGAGAGAAUGAGUGGCUGCCGGAGGAACGAAAGGUCGGAGAGGUCAUUCUGCGUGAUCGAAUGCUCGUCAGAGUAGGUUAUCACCGCGAGAAUAAUAUCACCGUCUUUGACGAAACUGCCCAGCGCCGAAACCCAUGCCAAAGACUUGAUGUGUUUGAAGAAUACAUUGUGGUCUGGCGAAAAGGCCAAGUCGAAUUUUACCAAGACUGGAAAGUGCCCCUCCGCGAGCGUAUGGUCGGCACCAAACGUCUCUGUUUCGUCAUCCCUCUUUUACCCCAUCGAACGUCGCUUUCAAUCUUCAACCCGGACGAUCUUACGCUGGCUCUGACGACUUCGGUCGAAAAACUUCACCUCGAGAUUGAGAGGCUCCUACACAUCUCAGACACGUCAAAAGUAUCCGUCCUCAAAGAUCGCAUCAAGCAGUCCAGCCAAGUGCAAUGGCUCCAGGGUCGAAGAAAGGGUACACAGAUCUUCCUCUUCAAGCUAUCCGAACGAUCACGAGCUCUAGACUGGUACUGGGAACUUUUCCGAGAUCUUGGCGGGGAGCUUCCAGAUAGAUUCGACAUUUUCGUCCCUUCCCUCUCUACCCAUGUUCGCUUCCGCCUGCCCCAAGGCGAGGAAGCCGACGAAACUGCCCUUUUCAAACGAUACGACCGCGACCGCGCCAUCAAAACUUGUUGGGACGUCCUGAACAAGGACAAUAGUAUCGACGAGUUGUUGAAGGAGCGGGAGAUUGAGAAGAGGGAGGUGAUUGAUUUGGAGUUGGUCUGGAAAGGGGCGGAUGGGGUGUUGGACUGGGUGGCUUAUGGGAGUACUGUGGAAGGGUUGAAGAGACCGUGGGCUAUGUUGGCUGGAUUGGCGAGGGUGCAGGCGAAUGGCAGGGAGCUGCAGCUGCGAACGGCAAAACAUCAGCCAAAGUCUCUCAAGCUGGAAGAUGGCACCUGGCUCGACGAGCCUGCUGGCGUGGAGGGUUAUCUCGUCAGGCAUAGACCUGCGAGUGGUACGAAAGAGUCCAUUUAUGUGACGAUACACGAUGGCUGCAUAUUCAUGACCACGAUGAGAGAAGCCAAACCACCGUUGCUUCCCCAGGCCGAAGGAUCCAUCCCCUCCGACAUCUUUCCGGAUGUGCAUCGACAGUUCCUCCAGAACGAACACAAGCGUAUGGCAACGACUAUCCAGCGCUCGGCCGGCUGUCUGGAUCUCAGGGAUAUCACGAGUGUCAAGUUUGAGCAGGGUCCCGAGUCGAAUGAUGGUCAGGGCAAGGGUACGGGGACUGUCUUCAACGUGCAUCUUGCGCAUGGGGGAGUCACGAUCCAGCUGGAAGCGUACUCAGAGCAAGUCGCAAAGGAGUGGGUGGAGAGGCUCAAUGAUUUGAGAGGCUUUUGGAUGAGGAAGCAUCGAGUCGAGGCUCGUAUGCGUAUGGACGCAAUGGAGCUGGCUCAAAAAGGCGAUAUUCUUACGGGAGCAGCGACGGAAGCUUCUGACGAUUUCUUGUCCUCUAUCUGGGACUGGUGUACCGUCAAGGGCUGCAGGUCCAUCUGUCUGUCGGGGAGAAUGUAUAUGAAGAAGAGUACUUGGAGAAAGUUCAGAUCCAAGUAUAUGGUGCUGACUGAAGGAUCUUUGGUAUCCUUCAAGAUCACGGGCAAGAACGCUUUUCACAAGAGGAAGAAGACUUACCCGCUCUUUGGCGCAUACGUCUACUCUGGCUUGUUGGCGCACGAAGAAAUCCACGAACCCAGCAACAGACAAGCACCCUUCACCUCGGAACACCGAGUUUAUCAAGACGGCUUGCAGUCUAACGAUGGGCCGGAAGAUACCACAUUCUGUGUCCGCCUCGCUAUACCAGGGUCGUCCUGGACGGCAAAGACGGUGAAUCCUUGGGAUUUAGGUGACGAUGAGGAUUACACGCCCAUGCCUCUCAGCAAGUCGCCCCAGGGCUUGCUCAUCUUUAGGGCUAGGUGCAAGUUGGAAAGAGACCGCUGGGUAUGGGCCAUCAAUGCCGAGAUGGAGCGGCAAGCUAGAAGCCAUCUACGCCAGGAAAAGACUUUGCGCGAGUAUGGCAAUGUGCCCGAGAAGUGGUAGAUACGACACUUUACGUUUAACGACCUCUCUAUAUCACCAUAUAUUCCAUGUUGUAAUUCAGGACAUUGCAUAGUCACAUAUCGCAUGCAUCAUGCCAAGCAG
Messenger RNA from Cryptococcus amylolentus CBS 6039, 3359 nucleotides. RefSeq lists its product as hypothetical. The transcript has 9 exons. Gene Ontology annotation, cellular component: prospore membrane. Bases 33 to 3257 code for a protein of 1074 amino acids. The record is from RefSeq and is a predicted model, not a curated record. NCBI's taxonomy places the organism in Eukaryota, Fungi, Basidiomycota, Tremellomycetes, Tremellales, Cryptococcaceae. Gene Ontology annotation, biological process: protein localization to prospore membrane; ascospore-type prospore membrane formation.